CUUUGGACGUCUAGGUACAGCACUGUUUACAAUUUAGUGGCACAGAAUUGUGAGAAGCGGGCUAUCUCGUCGCUGGUUUUGGAGUCUGAAAUAAAUGAUCUUGAUCAACAAUAUUGCUAAACAGCGUUUAUUCUUCAUAGAGAUGUAACUUGUGAGCUGGAACCACCAUGAUGGCCACCCUUGACUACGAGCUUGACCCUAAGCAGUACCAACUGCUGAAAGCGAUAGGCCAGGCCUAUGAUGGGACGGCUACAGUGUACCUGGCCAAGUACCUGCCAUCGCAGUCCUUCCUGGCCGUCAGUAGAACGAACCUAGAUGCUGUCCAUGAGGGCUUCGCAGUGCUGCAGCAUGAGUUCUAUUUGAUGCGUCUGAUGCAACAUGAGAACAUCCUCGCAUUCAACCAGGCCUUCAUCACCGAUAACGAGUUAUGGGUCGUCAUGCCACUCAUGGACCUCGGCUCAGCAAGAGAAAUCCUUGACAACAUGUUCCCUGAUGGCAUGCCAGAGAUGGCCAUCGCGUACAUCAUCAGAGACAUACUGAUGGCGCUGGACUACAUACACCGGAUGGGCUAUGUGCACAGGAGCGUCAAUGCAAGCCACAUCCUCCUGUCCAAGACCGGCAAAGUGACAUUAGCUGGACUGCGGACAGCCGUCAGUAUGGUGGAGGAUGGCAAGUGGCUGAGGGCGGUGCACAAGUUCCCUACCCAAGCCGUCAAGAGUCUACCCUGGCUGGCACCGGAAGUCUUGGAACAGAAUCUCCUUGGCUAUGACACCAAGUCAGACAUCUACAGUGUUGGGAUCACGGCCUGUGAGCUUGCCAACGGCUGCGUACCAUUCUGUGAUAUGGUCCCCAUGAAGAUGCUUUUGGAGAAGAUCAACGGCACAACUCCCAAACUGCUGGACAGUUCCACGCUGCUCAGCGAAGUCGGCCAGGAAGGGUCCGCAGUGGACAGCGGCGAGGCGUCGGGGAAUCGCAAGCAGUCUGACCCCCUUCAGAACCCCUUCACCAGGCUCUUCUCCCCACAGUUCCACCAGUUCAUCGAGGAUUGCCUGAAGCAAGAGCCGGCAGACAGGCCCAGUGCUUCUGCCCUGCUGAACCACCCGUUCCUCAAGCAAGUCAAGAAACGGACCAGCGAGGCUCUAGUUCCAUUCAUACAGUCCCUGACGUCCCUGACUGAAAUGCAGCAGGAGGCAGAGCAAGGAGCUCAGGAAACCCAAGACGGCGACCUGGUGGAGAAGUUCCAGUGCAUGGACAUGGGUGAGAGUUGGGUCUUUGAUUAGCGCUUCAACCCACCAGGGAUCUGAGUCACUGGAUGUCCUUAUGUCAUUUAGAUGUCAUUGCGUUCAUGACACAUUGUCAUAGAAAUGCAUUUGGACAUGCGAUGUGUGUAUAAAGUAACUUCAAGUGGACCUGCACAUCCGUAACGGAUGUAGAACUUGCAGUUUCCUCCCCAAGGACUGCACUGAUCUUACUGUAUAGUAUAAUUUUAAAAAGAAUAGUCUGUCACAAGCCAAUAUAUGGACCAUCAGGCCAACGUUUAUCUCCGGUUUCCUUGGCAUGAAAAGGCUGAGAAUGUUUCUAUUCCCCCUUGAUGGGAGGCCAGUCCAUCGCAGGUUACUCUCCAGCUGAUAUCGGUACCCAUUUAUAAUGCUGGGUG
Patiria miniata (bat star) is the source of this 1657-nucleotide messenger RNA. Its product is annotated as STE20-related kinase adapter protein alpha-like. The record is from RefSeq and is a predicted model, not a curated record. Gene Ontology annotation, molecular function: ATP binding; protein kinase activity; protein serine/threonine kinase activator activity. Lineage: Eukaryota; Metazoa; Echinodermata; Asteroidea; Valvatida; Asterinidae. The coding region runs from base 168 to 1280 and encodes 370 amino acids. The transcript is spliced from 10 exons. Gene Ontology annotation, biological process: protein phosphorylation.